CACAUUAUACACACGGUUGUGUUCACACUCAUCUUCAUUUGGCUUUCAAUUUUGUAUCAUUUAAAUAGAGCUCUAUCGCACUAGUGUUUCCACUUACUGUACAGAUAAAUAGGUUUGCACGCAGUUAAAUAAGUUUGUAAUAAAAUCUACAAUAAAAUGCAACAAUUCGUUCCACAUUUCCUUUUGAUUAUCAUUUUUACAAGCGGUAUAGACUUGGUGAAUUGUGAGAAAUCAAUGUUUCGAAAGAACUUGGGCGCUGAGUUAGAAGCCAUUGAUCAAGCUUUAGACAAUCUAAAUAGGCAUCUAAGGAAUACAAUAAAUGAAAUCGUCGGAAAUGAAUUUGGUAGUUCAAUUUUGAAUGCUGUACAAGAGGAUCUGAAUACAUGUUUUUAUCCAGUGGCGGAAGAUCUGGAAGAGCUACAUGAAAAAUAUCUUGAAUGUUGUGAAAAGUUCAACCCUGUAUACUCUGAAUAUUUAAAUAUUGUGACUUCGAUGAAGGACAAGAAGAAAAAAUCUAAUUUCACCGCUGUGGCCAAUCAAUGGGAAGGAAAAGUUCUGAUGGCAUUCAAGAUUAAUGUGUCCAUAACGGAUGUAAAGAAGAAUCUGAACCAACUUGCAAAUAAAAAUACUAGUGUAUUCUUUGCAAUACUGGAUGGUGUCAGAGCGGGGAGAAGUGUUGAGGAAAAUUUGAUCACCUGGAAAGGUGUAAAGAGCGUGGCGAUUGAAACUUACGCUUUAAUUGUAAAAAGAAUAGCAGAUGCAAAAUGUCCAGAGACCAAUGGAUUCAUAAGUGAUCUGAAAAAGGCUCUUCGCAUAUAAAUGGAAGAAUAUUGUCAAAAUGUAAUUUAUGUUUUUGUUCAAAAAAUGAAAUAUAAUGCAAAAAGUUCAACGGCCUUCUUUAAUAAAGAUCAAUAAAAUAUUGAAAUUUCAUACUCGGUUUUUUCCAUGCUACCUCAAAAAAUAUUUAUCGAAUCGAAUCAUCAACGUCAGCUGUUAUUCUUACUUCGAACUCUGUAGGAAUUGAACAUUUACAAAUAUUUUGUAAUUCUUUCAAAUACAGGCAUAUUUUCACAAUUAAA
Molecule: messenger RNA, 1079 nt
Organism: Contarinia nasturtii (swede midge)
Lineage: Eukaryota; Metazoa; Arthropoda; Insecta; Diptera; Cecidomyiidae
Exons: 2
Coding region: 157-819 (220 amino acids)
Source: RefSeq, a predicted model, not a curated record